AGAGUGAAACCUAUGCUUGUCCUGUUUUAUUUUUUUUUUUUUUAUGAUUUGGUGCUAAUAUAACUGCUGUUUUUAGAAUCAGGUAGCGUACAUGAAAAUAAGGGUGAAUUUUGGUGUUCCUACAAAUGUGAUUUUCUUUUUGGCUGAUCUACCUCAGAAAAAAGUCAGUUUUUCAUGUGUCCCAAAGUAAUGUCUAAAUGUAGUCGAUGCACAAUUUAUGCAGACUAUUUCAGCAGUUUCGUGGUCAAAAAUGACAAUUGUGUGGCUGUAAAAUAUUUCUUAUUUUAAGUCUGUUCCUGCAUACGGUUCAUGAAUAUUUCCUGCCUUGUAUUUGAUCUAAGCUGCCUUCAGGAAUCGCAGUUUAGUUAAAUCAUGAUUUUUGAACAUCUACAGUCACAAGACCCUCAGUCAUUUGACUCCAUCCUCUCCCCUGCGUGUCUUUCAUUAACAUAUAUUCUCUAAUCAAAUCCGUGCUGCUGCUCUACUCUUGCCAGCAAAGGCGUCAGAUUAUAACCUUAAGAUUCUAAAAUCCUUCUCACAGAGGUAAUACAGCUUUUUUUAGAUCAGUAUUAUGAGAUUGUAACUUGUUUUUGCCUGCAUGAUUAUAUAAAAUGGGGAGUAAUAGGGUAUUGAGACCCCUGCCAAAGUUUGACCUCAGAGCUGCAUCAACAAACUGCUUAAGCCUGAAUUAAAUUAUGUUUGAAGGUGGAGACACAUUUUUAAUGUUUAGAGGGGAGGGUUAGAGGAAAGAUGAUAAUCUACUGCUUACAUCUGAUUUGAGGGUCAGAUAAUGUACAAAACUUUACUGAAUUGUAAAGGAAUUGUGUGGAUUAAUAAUUGGAGACCAAGAAACAUGUCUCAAAUUUUUAGAUGCAUUCUCUUCCUUUGUCUUCUCCCAUCUGUGGUUCCUCUGUUCUGUUAUACAUGUGUAUUUCCUUCUAUCUCACCACUGGACUGUCUCAAGUUCCCAACCAGGUGUCCUCCGGGUCAGCUCUGUCUUUCUAGCAAAGCUGUAGGACAGCGGGGGGACUUUCAGGUCGUCUUGUAUGAAAAGAGCUGCAUUCUUCCUGCCCUGUGUGGACUCACAGGAGAGAAGUUUGCCAUGGGUUUAAACUUCACUUUCACCAAUGACUGCUGUGAUACUCUACUCUGCAAUGGCGUCUCAAGCAGUUCUGCUUUCUUCUUGUCCAGCACCCUGCUCUCACUUCUUCUGACAUUGUUUUAUUUGCAGUAAGCUUAAUUAACUAUAACAAGAGAGCAGUCAAAAUGUAACACACACUCACAAAUCUCUUUAUCUGGAAAAAAAUAUAUAAUAAUUUCUAUGUAAAUGAAUGCAUUCUUAUAUUUUCUUCGUCUUUAUAACAGUUCUAACAUGAAGAGUUUAAUGUUUUUAUCAGCAUUUCUUCAUAUAAA
Molecule: messenger RNA, 1413 nt
Organism: Onychostoma macrolepis
Lineage: Eukaryota; Metazoa; Chordata; Actinopteri; Cypriniformes; Cyprinidae
Gene: lypc
Product: ly6 domain containing, pigment cell
Exons: 3
Coding region: 791-1234 (147 amino acids)
Source: RefSeq, a predicted model, not a curated record